AUGACCCGUCGCAACGCGAUACCUCCUGGUUCUUCGACCACUCAGACUAUCAGCAAUGCCAAUUUCUCCACAAACAGCAACCAUGCAAUCGAUUGUGCUCCGCGGGUGACAGACGGAGAAUGGCCAGAACCCUCGUCUCAUUCUCCCUCCAGUCCCGCUUCCAUACCGCCGUCUCCUCCAGGUAGUCUGCUCGACCUGAUGGCCGGAACAACGCACUUAAUCAACGCCUCCCUCCUCCUACCAGGCCGCGGCAAGCCUCAGCACAACAUGUCUAUCAUUCUCCAAGGCGGGACCAUAACUUCGAUCCAGCCCACAGCGUCCGUGCCACCACCGUUCAAAAACCUCCCGACCACGACUGUCCCCGUCUUGAUGCCCGGGCUGUGGGACUGUCACAUCCACCUCCUGGGCAGCAAGACAUUCAACUUCGCCGAGAUCGCCACUCAGUCGACGGCGCUAGCGGGUGCCAGGAUCGCACGGAACGUGCAUGACAUCCUGAUGAGCGGAUUCACCUCGGUCCGCGAACUGGCAGGCUACGGGCUCGAAGUCUCCAAGGCGAUCGAAGAAGGUACGCUCGUCGGGCCAAACAUAUACUCUUCGGGCGCGGCGAUAUCCCAAACCGCAGGCCAUGGGGAUGUCUUCGACCUGCCCUCGGGGUUCGUCGACUCCCUCUUCGGGGUGAGGGACACCCAAUCAAACGCGAUGUCCCCGGGUAUGGGACCGAUGAUUAUCGCCGACGGGGUCGACGAGUGUCGGCGCGCUGUUCGGCUCCUGAUCCGACGAGGCGCCAAAUGCAUCAAGGUAUUCGCGAGCGGUGGCGUGCUGAGCAUCGCAGACGACCCUCUGCGGCAACAAUUCUCGCUCGACGAGUUGAAAGUCAUUGUGGAAGAGGCCCAGCGCGCCGGGAGGGUCGUCGGCGCGCACUGCCACGGCAAAGAUGGGAUCAUGGCCGCACUGCACGCGGGCGUGCACACCAUCGAACACGGCACGUACAUGGACAAGGAAUGCGUCGAGCUCAUGAAGAAGCAAGGGACCGUGUACGUGCCGACGCGGACGAUCGUGAAAGUCGGCGUCGACCACCCGGAACUCAUGUCGCCGGAGUCGUACCGGAAGAUGCUGGAGACGGCACGACACCACCGCGACGCGUACCGCCUAGCCGUGAAAUCGGGCGUCAAGAUCGCCCUGGGCACCGACUUGGGCAUCAGCACCCCGGCGACGCAUCCGCUCGCGCACGGCCGGAGCGGCGGCGAACUCGCCUACGCCGUGCGCGACGGCGGCAUGGCGCCCCUGCAGGCCAUCGAAGCAGCCACGGCCAUGGGGCCCGAAGUGCUCGGCGGCCUCGGCAUGGCGCCCAAGAGCGGCAGGAUUGAAGCCGGGUACGACGCCGAUCUGGUCGCAUUAAUCGCCGACCCCUUGGAGAACAUGGACUUGUUCAAGGACCCGGACAAUAUCACGCACGUGUGGAAAGGUGGCCGCCUGUUCAAGAGUCCCCUUCCUCUCUGA
Molecule: messenger RNA, 1500 nt
Organism: Cladophialophora psammophila CBS 110553
Lineage: Eukaryota; Fungi; Ascomycota; Eurotiomycetes; Chaetothyriales; Herpotrichiellaceae
Exons: 1
Coding region: 1-1500 (499 amino acids)
Molecular function (GO): hydrolase activity, acting on carbon-nitrogen (but not peptide) bonds
Source: RefSeq, a predicted model, not a curated record